AUUAGCUAUUUGUUUACAUUUUUUUUUCAUUUAUGAUUUGGCUAAAAAUGCAUUAUUCAUGUAUCAUCUAGAUAAGAUCUAAAUGAUCUAGCCAAUAGCUUGAUACCUCUUCACCUAUAGACGAUAUCUAACCAGUUUUAAGCAUAGGGCUACACCAUUGCGGUACCAUAUAAAUAUAGUUACGAGAACGUCCCUGAAAAUGAUCAUGCGGGACAGAAAAGAAUAAGGAUGUGAGUAAUUACCAGAGCGUAAAAGCUGCGGUGAAAUGUUUCCUAGAGCUGUCAGUAUUACCAGGGCGUGAAAUGUUUUCUAGAGCUGUCAGUAUUACCAGAGACUGAGAUCUACUGUGAAAUAUUUUCUAGAGGUGUUAGUAUUACCAGAGCCUGAGAUCUACUGUGAAAUAUUUUCUAGAGGUGUUAGUAUUACCAGAGCCUGAGAUCUACUGUGAAAUGUUUUCUAGAGCUGUCAGUAUUACCAGAGUGUGAAAUGUUUUCUAGAGCUGUCAGUAUUACCAGAGUCUGAAAUGUUUUCUAGAGCUGUCAGUAUUUAUAUACUAAUUGUAAUUAGUAUUGUUACAAGUCAAGAAUUGACGUGGUUAAAUGGAAAAGACACUGCUGAUCAGUCAUCAGAUAUAUGGGGUCCUGGUGGAAGGAGUGGAAGCCUAAGCUGGAAAGAUGCAAAUGGCUAUGUAUGGUUGUUCGGGGGUAAAGGUUUUUCAGAUCUGAAUAAUGGUAAACCUAUUUUAUUGAAUGAUCUUUGGCGAUACCACAUCUUCACCAAUACCUGGAGUCUGGUUCAUCCAGGCAGUGUUGCUAGUAUGGGUACUUCUUCUCAUUCGAAGUCUCCAUCACCCAGGUAUUUAGGAGCCGGAUGUGGUGUGACCAAUCUCACCUUUAUAAUUUACGGUGGUCUAGGAGAAAAUGACGAAGCUCUGGAGGAUACUUGGGUUUAUUACAUCAAGAGACGAACUUGGUUAUUAUUAAAAGGAUCUGUUGACGUCGACACAGACUCUGACGAUAACCAUAGCAACAUCACAUCUAUAAACACUUCAAGCAAUUCAACAUCAGUUUUAAAUUCCUCAUACACAGAUCCUCCAGAAUCAUUUAAUGUGUACAUUUCUCCCGGUUUCCGUGGCAACAUGGCAUCCUGGUGUUUGUAUGAUAGUAUGCUCGUAUUCAGUGGACGGAACAAUAACAAAACCCUGCUCAAUGACAUGUGGAAAAUGUCCUUCAGGAAUUUACAAUGGGAAGAGAUAGUUGUUAAGAACGGUACAGUGGCCCCGCGUACUGGAGCGACAACUUGGGUUGAUAGGAAACAGGUCUUGUAUAUGUUCGGUGGGAAUAUUGUUUUAAAUUCGAAGCAAAUACAUUCUACUGUGGGUUACAUGUCUGAUUUAUGGAUGUUUAACGAAACAGAACAAACAUGGCAACUAUUAUCGGGAAGCGCGAAACCGCAGACACCGGGACAAUACGGUCGGUUGUAUGGUGUUGAAUACGGCAAUAAACCGGGUAGUCGACAAGGUGCAUCCCCGUUCCUUGAUUCUUCCAAUAAUCUUUGGUUGUUUGGAGGAGAUGGGUUGGAUACAGAAGUGUAUGGUAAAUCCGAACUUCUGUCUGAUUUCUGGAGGUUCAACACAAAGCAUGUGCAAUGGUCUUGGAUGGGAGGAAGUAAAGUAGGUGAAGCUGAAGUGAAAUUUUCCAGUAAAGGGGAGAUAAGCAGUGAAGCACUAAUUGGUGGGAGAUGUGAUGCUACUGUUUGGCUUUAUUCUGGGAAUAAGUUUUAUAUAUUUGGUGGUUUGGGACAUGAUAGCCACAAACAAGAUGGUUAUUUAAAUGACCUGUGGCUAGUAGAUGUUACGCAUCUUGUGUAUCAGUCUGUCAAAGUAAAAAUAGGGACAGUUAUUCUUUUUAUACUAAUGGCGAUAUCAUUAGUGAUGAUUCUAGCCGUUAUCUCUCUUUAUGCUAGAGAUAGAAAGAAUACAUUCAGUAGACUGAAUUCAAAUAUAAAGUACUCUCACUUAGCUACAAAUGGAGAUUAAAAAUGGAUGUUUAUGUCAAAAAUCUUCCAUGCAUGGCAGAGUCAUAGAGACUUUAAUAUUGUAUAAUUUCUAAACUACUUAAACAACUAAAUAUUAAUUAAAUUAGUUUAUUGUGAUCAUAUCAAUGUUAAUAUUCAAGUUGAGUCAUGAUUUGAAGGUGAUUUGUGGGGGAGGGGGGGAGUUAGUUGGUCGAGUGGUCACUUUAGAUUAUAAGGAUGGUUUUGAUCCCAAACUUGUACGUGACAAGGAGUAGGGUCAAUUGUGCAGUCUCAGUGAUUUUCUCUUAGUCCGUUGGUUUCCUACCACUACUAAAGACCCCUACGCACAUGCAAAUUAGUAAAAUUGAACCAUAUGUUAGUUUGUGUUGAUUGGAAGUUCAACUCCAUUUCUCUCUCUCUUGAAAGUAAUUUAUAUGAGAGAAGAAUCAAAUUGUGAUAUUCAUUAUCUGUCAUUAUUACAGGACUAAUGAUUAUGCUAACUGGAUUACUGCUGACUAUGCAAUCUUUAUUUAUCACAAUAACUUCUAUUUUGUUGGAUGGCAACACUGAUUACAAAGGCAAAUAGAUAGUAUGCAAUUUUUUAUAUACUAUUUGUCUUUACUUUUUAGUAAAGUAUCCAAACCCAAUUAUGCAUUUUCAGACAAAUUUAUGUACAUCAUUUUUCAAGGCUCAAUCCAUGCUAAAAUGCACUCAGAUUAUUUAUUUAACAUUCAAUUAAAGAUACAUUAUGGGAGGUAAGAUAAAGAGAUGUCAGUUCUCGCUAUAAUAGUUAAAAACUAGAUACUGUAACGGGAAUUUGCUGAAAAUUUCAGGCAAAUUGAUCCACUAUGAACCAAGAUUUUAGCAAUUUAAUUAUGAAUGGUAGUUGAAAAGCAAAUCAGAACCUAAUCCAAUAAACAUCGCAGGCUAGCAAUGCCAUCAAGAGUUGAUUAAUGUCUAAUGAAUAAUUAAGAAAACAUUUCAGGCCUAAAGAAAGAGCUGCAAUUGGCAGAUUUAGCUCUUGCAUAAUGUAUGUUUAAGAAAUAAAAACCAAAUUAUCAACAGUUGAUAAUCUUCUGGCUUUGAUGUAUUCAGAUUAAACAGACAUAUCAAGAGAUUUUAACCAAAACCACUUGUUUAUUUCAUCUGCAGUGGAUACAGAAUGUUGCCAAAUUUCCAAUUCACUAUAUCUUUGUAAAUACUUUAUAGAAUUUAACCGUUUUUGGACCGAUAAUUUUUAUUAGAGAUUGUAGUUGAUGAUCAUUAGUAUAAUAUAAUAGAUUGACUGUAGUUAUGUGUUAUUACAGUGUAUAUGUUAUUGUUUGUUGUAAUAGGAUAAUGAUUAUCUGAUAUUAUCUGUUAUAACACUGAUAGGAUAAUGAUAGCUAUGUGUUAUUACAAGGAUAAUGAUAGCUAUGUGUUAUUACAGUGUAUCUGUUAUUGUUUGUUGUAAUAGUAAUAGAAAGAUGAUAUCUAUGUGUUAUUACUGUGUUGAUAUUGUUUGUUGUAAUAGUAAUAGGAUAAUGAUAGCUAUGUGUUGUUACAGUGUAUUUGAUAUUGUCUGUAAUAAUAGUAAUAGAAUGAUGAUAUCUAUGUGUUAUUAUAGUGUAUUUGAUAUUGUCUGUUAUAAUAUUGCAAUACACACUGAAAUAUAAGCAUAAAUCAAAAUAGUAUUUAUUAGUGAAAGACUAAAAGAGAUAGUACUUAUUAGAUAAAGCAUAAAACAGAUAGUGUUUAUUAGUAAGAUUCCCUGGUUGUAUGUGACAAAGAGUAGGGUUGCCUGUCCAACCUUGUGGGUUUUCUCCGCAUCCUCUAGUGACCUCCCACUGCUAAAGACCCCGAAGCGCAAGUGAAUUAUUGAAAUAAAAUUGAACCAUAUGUUAGUCCCAAAAUGACCUUAGUUCUUAUUUGUAAAAGCAUAAAUCAGAAAUUAUUUAUGAGUAAAAGCAUAAAUUACAAGAUGAAAAUCAUUUUUUAAGGUCAGUAAUAUAAUAUCAAAUCACUUUGGUUUUGUUAUUUUCAAUUUGCCAAGGAAUCUGGAUUUUGAAAUACAACAUUUUAGAAAAAAUCUUUACAAUUAUAUAUCUAUAGAUGUGUUAUUUUUUAUUAUUUAAUGUUAAAUCAAUGAUGUAUAAUGAUUUUUUUGUUAUUUUGUUUAUGUACCAAGUACAGUUUAAUAAAAGCUUUUCA
This is a messenger RNA of Patella vulgata (common limpet), 4206 nucleotides long. RefSeq lists its product as uncharacterized. The transcript has 3 exons. Gene Ontology annotation, molecular function: protein binding. Lineage: Eukaryota; Metazoa; Mollusca; Gastropoda; Patellidae. The record is from RefSeq and is a predicted model, not a curated record. Bases 524 to 2038 code for a protein of 504 amino acids.